AUGGCGAAGCACUCGGCUGCCAUGUGCAGGCUCCUAGUGUUGGUGCUGCUCUGCUUGGGCUCCCAGCUGGCCCAGUCUCAGGUCCUCUUCCAGGGGUUCAACUGGGAGUCGUGGAAGAAGCAAGGUGGGUGGUACAACUACCUCCGGGGGCGGGUGGACGACAUCGCCGCAACGGGGGCCACGCACGUCUGGCUCCCGCCGCCGUCGCACUCGGUGGCGCCGCAGGGGUACAUGCCCGGCCGCCUCUACGACCUGGACGCGUCCAAGUACGGCACCCACGCGGAGCUCAAGUCGCUGAUCGCGGCGUUCCACGCCAGGGGCGUCCAGUGCGUCGCCGACGUGGUGAUCAACCACCGCUGCGCCGACUACAAGGACAGCCGCGGCAUCUACUGCGUCUUCGAGGGCGGCACGCCCGACAGCCGCCUGGACUGGGGCCCCGACAUGAUCUGCAGCGACGACACGCAGUACUCCAACGGGCGCGGACACCGCGACACCGGGGCCGACUUCGGCGCCGCGCCGGACAUCGACCACCUCAACCCGCGCGUGCAGGAGGAGCUCUCCGCCUGGCUCAACUGGCUCAAGUCCGACCUCGGCUUGGACGGCUGGCGCCUCGACUUCGCCAAGGGCUACUCCGCCGCCGUCGCCAAGCUCCUGCGCUACGACGGCAACGGCGAGCCGUCCAGCAACCAGGACGCCGACAGGCAGGAGCUGGUGAACUGGGCGCAGGCGGUGGGCGGCCCCGCCGCGGCGUUCGACUUCACCACCAAGGGCGUGCUGCAGGCGGCCGUCCAGGGCGAGCUGUGGCGAAUGAAGGACGGCAACGGCAAGGCGCCCGGGAUGAUCGGCUGGCUGCCGGAGAAGGCCGUCACGUUCGUCGACAACCACGACACCGGCUCCACGCAGAAGUCGUGGCCAUUCCCGUCCGACAAGGUCAUGCAGGGCUACGCCUAUAUCCUCACGCACCCAGGAACUCCAUGCAUCUUCUACGACCACGUUUUCGACUGGAACCUGAAGCAGGAGAUCCGCGCUCUGUCUGCAAUCGACGACAAGGUUAUCGUGAAGAUCGGGUCACGGUACGACGUCGGGAACCUGAUCCCUCAGACUUCCACGCCGUUGCCCAUGGCAACAACUACUGCGUUUGGGAGAAGGGCGGUCUGA
Molecule: messenger RNA, 1158 nt
Organism: Miscanthus lutarioriparius
Lineage: Eukaryota; Viridiplantae; Streptophyta; Magnoliopsida; Poales; Poaceae
Source: the annotation of a GenBank genome assembly